Messenger RNA from Cervus elaphus (red deer), 2922 nucleotides. It is a transcript of the gene CHMP7, whose product is annotated as charged multivesicular body protein 7. The record is from RefSeq and is a predicted model, not a curated record. Gene Ontology annotation, biological process: late endosome to vacuole transport via multivesicular body sorting pathway; vesicle budding from membrane. The transcript has 10 exons. NCBI's taxonomy places the organism in Eukaryota, Metazoa, Chordata, Mammalia, Artiodactyla, Cervidae. Bases 80 to 1432 code for a protein of 450 amino acids. Gene Ontology annotation, cellular component: ESCRT III complex; multivesicular body; cytoplasmic side of plasma membrane.
CGGAAGCCGGGAGGGAACCAGGGCGGAAGGGGACUAGGGCCAGGCUUGUGUUCGGUUCCUUGGCGGGGCUGGGGUUCCGAUGUGGUCCCCGGAACGGGAGGCCGAGGCCCCGGCUGGGGGAGACCCGGCGGGCCUACUGCCCCCCGAGUGGGAGGAGGAUGAGGAGCGCAUGUCCUUCCUGUUCUCCGCCUUCAAGAGGAGUCGCGAGGUGAACAGCACCGACUGGGACAGCAAGAUGGGCUUCUGGGCGCCGUUGGUGCUGAGCCACAGCCGCCGCCAGGGGGUGGUGCGCCUGCGUCUGCGGGACUUGCAGGAGGCCUUUCAACGCAAGGGCAGCGUCCCGUUGGGGCUGGCCACCGUGCUGCAGGACCUGCUGCGUCGAGGGGAGCUGCAGCGGGAGUCUGACUUCAUGGCCAGUGUAGACAGCAGCUGGAUCUCCUGGGGGGUCGGAGUCUUCCUGCUGAAGCCCCUCAAGUGGACUCUUUCCAACAUGCUAGGGGAUCAUAAGGUUCCUGCUGAGGAGGUGCUCGUGGCUGUGGAGCUUCUUAAGGAGAAGGCUGAGGAGGUGUACCGUCUGUAUCAGAGCUCCCCGCUCUCCUCGCACCCCGUGGUGGCCCUGUCGGAGCUCAGCACCCUGGGUGCUGGCUCCUGUCCAGAUGAGAGGACCUUCUACUUGGUGUUGCUGCAGCUGCAGAAGGAGAAGCGGGUCACGGUCCUGGAGCAGAAUGGGGAGAAGAUCGUGAAGUUUGCCCGAGGCCCCCACGCCAAGGUCUCGCCUGUCAAUGACGUGGAUGUGGGGGUCUACCAGCUGAUGCAGAGUGAACAGCUGCUGUCCCGCAAGGUGGAGUCCUUGUCCCAGGAAGCCGAGAGGUAUAAAGAAGAAGCCCGCCGGGCAUGCCGAGCAGGGAAGAAGCAGCUGGCCCUGAGGUCUCUCAAGGCCAAGCAGCGGACAGAGAAGCGCAUCGAGGCCCUGCAUGCCAAGCUGGACACAGUUCAAGGCAUCCUGGACCGGAUCUAUGCCUCGCAGACAGAUCAGAUGGUUUUCAAUGCCUAUCAGGCCGGGGUGGGAGCACUGAAACUCUCCAUGAAGGAUGUCACAGUGGAGAAGGCGGAGAGCCUUGUGGAUCAGAUCCAGGAGCUCUGUGACACCCAGGAUGAAGUUUCCCAGACACUGGCUGGCGGGGUAACCAAUGGCCUAGACUUUGACAGUGAGGAACUGGAGAAGGAGUUGGACAUCCUGCUUCAGGACACCACCAAAGAACCUUCGAAUCUGCCUGACAACCCCCAGGAGACGUUUUAUAUCAACAGUGUGCCUAACACUAGGAUCUCAGAUGCCGAACUUGAAGCUGAACUUGAGAAAUUGUCCUUAUCGGAGGGAGAUUUGGUCCCAAGCAGGAAAUCUCCAAAAAGACAAUUGGAACCGACUCUCUAAAGCCAUUGUAGGACCCUCAAGUGAAGAACCCUCACGUCAGAGAGAGACCAGGCUUGCGUGUAUGUGUGUGUGUGUACAUAGUUAUUUAAACGAGAAACUCGGAAUGUGUUGGGAAGAGGAGGAAGGACAACCGCUGCUGCAUCUGGAUGCCACCACUUACCAUGGGACAGAUAGAGUUUCUGGAAGCGUGCACCCAAGGUGUGCUGCCAGCCGGGGUCACGGCCCUGCCUUCUCAGCUUUCUAGUGCCACAGUUUAUACGGUUCUGUGUGUGCCCUGUCGUCUCUCAUAGCCUGCAGUCCUGCCACGGGCUCAGUUAGGUUUGUCUUCCCCCACCAGCUUCUUUCUGGCCAGUGAAGGCGAAAGAUUUUGUGCAGCUUUGCCAAAUCAGAGUCUGUCCUCAUGGCCCCUCCCCACCCCCCACCGUGUUUAGAGGAGUUUAUUCUGUCUGUUGGUCCGUUACACAGCUCUCAGCCCCUCUCUGUUCCCUCUGGUAAUGAGAAGGAGGAGAAUCAAACAGCUGCCACUUAAAGGAGAAAUGCACAGUGUAAAACAAGGGGGGAAACACCAAUUCCUUCCCAUUACUCCUGUGGAGAAGCCUGGGAGAGAGGGGAGUGGGGAAGAGCCCUGCCCGCACUGGGGCUCCCUGGGGUCCGUUGUCAGAUUCUCCAGGUGUUCAGAAAGAGAGGUCACCCCCAAGUGGCUCAGAGUCAUGACAGUUGGAGGGGGGUAUCCUGGGGUUGAUGGACACAGCUGCCUCUUCCAUCUUAUGCAAAAGAACAUCUGCUGACUGGAGAAAGGGUUACUCUGGGUCUUUUGAACUUGAGAGAAGCCCAGGUGACUAUAGGGCCCCAGGAAUCCAAACCCCAUCUGCUUUCUUAAAAAGGUAUCUUUGCCUUGCCCCCAUGGUGAAUAACUUAAAUAUAACUUUAACACAAAUCAGAAGAAUCCACACAACAACUCACCUCCCCUUUGUGAGCCUGGCAGAGAAACACAGUUUCUUUGUUUGAAUUUCAGAAGCAUCUUAUGUUGUGGCCCAAUGCUCAGGGCAGGGCAUCUGAGCCAGGAUGUGCAAUAGAAGCAGAAGACGGUGGCCUUGGCCACGUCAGCUCUGUGCUUCCCCAGUCCUGCUCUGCACCCAGCCCCGCCUCCUGGAGGCCCAUCUUCCUACUUCCUUUGACAAAUAGGGGAGGAUGGUGGGGGGACAGGCAGGAGAGGGUCUGCAUGUGCUGGCAGCAGGGAGAAGACAGAACACCAGCCACACCGCUGCCCUGCACGCGGUCCCAGACUCCUGCCUGGCCCCUGGCCCUGCCCCUCCCGCUGGGGGUGGCGGAGAGCGAGGGGAGGCAUCUGCUCCAGGCCAGGAGCACGAUCACUGUUCCACAAAUUUCUCUCCCACUCGGCCUUGGGAAACUGAUAUGUUGGGGGUAAAAAGAAACAAUCACUAUUUUUUCUUUUUUUAUCUGGUAAAUAAUUAAAAGAAAAAGCCCAA